Brettanomyces bruxellensis is the source of this 762-nucleotide messenger RNA. RefSeq lists its product as uncharacterized. Lineage: Eukaryota; Fungi; Ascomycota; Pichiomycetes; Pichiales; Pichiaceae. Bases 1 to 762 code for a protein of 253 amino acids. Gene Ontology annotation, molecular function: 2 iron, 2 sulfur cluster binding. The record is from RefSeq and is a predicted model, not a curated record. The transcript has a single exon.
AUGGGACUAGUCGAAAUCGAAUCCAAAGAGCAGUUCACAACUCUCACCUCUGCAAAAGAUAAGCUCAUUGCACUUUAUUUCCACACACCAUGGGCAUCCCCUUGCAUUCAGAUGAAUAAAGUUGUUUCCACUUUGGCAGACUCCGCCCAAAACCAAAGUACGGGUUUCAUAUCCGUGAACGCCGACAAAUUCCCUGAAAUUUCGGACUUGUUCGACAUUUCCGCCGUUCCAUACUUUGUUUUGGUGAAAAAUGGAACAAUUCUUAAAGAACUAAGUGGCGCCGAUCCAAAAGAACUUGCCAGUGCACUUGAACAAUUCGGAUCGGCUCCAGCUGCAAACUCCACAGCCACAUCAGCCGCUUCCGAAGCUGCAAAAGAACCAACUACGCCACAAAAGAACGCAAUUGAGUCGGUCAAAGUGCCCGAGAAAGAAACUCCAGAACAGCUUAAUGCUAGACUCAAGAAGUUGACAACUGCUGCUCCAAUCAUGCUAUUCAUGAAGGGAACACCUUCUGCUCCAAAGUGCGGAUUCUCCAGACAGCUUAUCGCCAUUCUUAGAGAGCAUCAAGUCAGAUUUGGUUUCUUCGAUAUUCUCAAAGACGAUACUGUCAGACAAGGCCUCAAGAAGUUCAGUGAUUGGCCAACUUUCCCUCAGCUUUACAUCAAUGGCGACUUCCAGGGCGGCUUGGAUAUCAUAAAGGAGAAUCUCAGUGAUGAUGAUCAUUACUUUGAGAACACCGUCAAGCAGGCUGCCUCGAAUUAG